This is a messenger RNA of Hypanus sabinus (Atlantic stingray), 1626 nucleotides long. RefSeq names its product gastrula zinc finger protein XlCGF26.1-like. The transcript has a single exon. NCBI's taxonomy places the organism in Eukaryota, Metazoa, Chordata, Chondrichthyes, Myliobatiformes, Dasyatidae. The record is from RefSeq and is a predicted model, not a curated record. Bases 1 to 1626 code for a protein of 541 amino acids.
AUGGAUCACCAGCUAGUUCACACUGGGGAGAGGCCGUUCACCUGUUGGGACUGUCGUAAGGGAUUCACUUGCUCAUCUAAACUGAAUGUACACCAGCGAGUUCACACUGGGGAGAGGCCAUUCACCUGCUCAGACUGUGGUAAGGGAUUCACUCGGUCAUCCGACCUACUCACACACCAGUCAGUUCACACUGGGGAGUGGCCGUCCACCUGCUCAGACAGUGGGAAAGGAUUCAGUCAUUCAUCCACCUUACAGAGACAUAAGCGAGUUCACACUGGAGAGAGGCCAUUCACCUGCUCAGACUGUGGGAAGGGAUUCACUCGGUCACCCGACCUGCUGGCACACCAGUCAGUUCACACUGGGGAGUGGCCGUUCACCUGCUUAGACUGUGGGAAAGGAUUCACUCGGUCAUCUAAACUGAAGGAGCAUCAGAGAGUUCACAAUGGAGACAGGCAGUUCACCUGCUCAGACUGUAGGAAGGGAUUCACUCGGUCAUCUAAACUGAAGGAGCAUCAGAGAGUUCACAAUGGGGAGAGGCCGUUCACCUGCUCAGACUGUGGGAAGGGAUUCAUUCAGUCAUCCCACCUACUGGUACACCAGUUAGUUCACACUGGGGAGCAGCCGUUCACCUGCUCAGACUGUGGGAAGGGGUUCACUUGCCCAUCUAAACUGAAAGUACAUCAACGAGUUCACACUGGGCAGAGGCCAUUCACUUGCACAGAGUGUGGGAAAGGAUUCACUCAGUCAUCACAUCUACAAGUACAUUGGUCAGUUCACACUGGGGAGAGGCCGUUCACCUGCUCAGACUGUGGGAAGGGAUUCAAAUCGUCAUCUCAUCUGAAGGUACAUCAGCGACUUCAUACUGGGGAGAGGCCAUUCACCUGUUCAGACUGUGGGAAAGGAUUCACUCAGUCAUUUCAUCUACAGAGACACCAGCGAGUUCACACUGGGAAGAGGCCAUUCACCUGCUCAGACUGUGGGAAAGGAUUCACUCAGUCAUCUCAUCUACAGAGACAUCAGCGAGUUCACACUGGGGAGAGGCCAUUCACCUGCUCAGACUGUGGGAAAGGAUUCACUCAGUCAUCUCAUCUACAGAGACACCAGCGAGUUCACACUGGGGAGAGGCCAUUCACCUGCUCAGACUGUGGGAAAGGAUUCACUCAGUCAUCUCAUCUACAGAGACACCAGCGAGUUCACACUGGGGAGAGGCCAUUCACCUGCUCAGACUGUGGGAAAGGAUUCACUCAGUCAUCUCAUCUACAGAGACACCAGCGAGUUCACACUGGGGAGAGGCCAUUCACCUGCUCAGUCUGUGGGAAAGGAUUCACUCAGUCAUCACAUCUACAGAGACACCAGCGAGUUCACAUUGGGGAGAGGCCAUUCACCUGCUCAGUCUGUGGGAAAGGAUUCACUCAGUCAACUCAUCUACAGAGACACCAGCGAGUUCACACUGGGGAGAGGCCAUUCACCUGCUCAGACUGUGGGAAAGGAUUCACUCAGUCAUCUCAUCUACAGAGACACCAGCGAGUUCACACUGGGGAGAGGCCAUUCACCUGCUCAGACUGUGGGAAAGGAUUCACUCAGUCAUCUCAUCUACAGAGACACCAGCGAGUUCACACUGGGUAG